AAAAAUCAUUACCAUCUCUUCCACCUCCAGUCCCAUCUAAUCAAUCAACCAAACCUUCCGCAUGGCAAAAGACCAAAACCGCUUGCGCGCCAUGCUGUAACGUUCUUUUAACCCCAUAUUACAAAUGGAGCGAAUGGCUAGAAAAAAAACAUCCAAGAGUAGCACCAUACAAAUAUGCAAUAUUAAUUUCAUUAGGACUAUUUCUUAUAGCUUUACUAAUAAUUAUAAUAAUUGCCGCUGUUGGUGGAUUUCAAAGUUAUGAUACUGGAGCAUCAGGAUUAGAUAUGAGUGGGAGUGGAGAUGGCACUUAUUAUGAUCCGGGUGUGGGAAUAGGUUCAUGUGGAUGGCAAAAUUAUGAUAGUGAAUUAGUUGCUGCUAUGAAUGCACCACAAUACGGUAUAUAUGCUGACCCUGGUGAUUCGCCAGUGUGCGGGAAAUGCAUACAAAUCACUGGACCUAAGGGAACCGUUAAAGUAAAAGUUGUGGAUAAGUGCCCUGUAUGUAAAAGCGGUGACAUUGAUAUGUCAUCGACAGCUUUUAAACAAAUUGCCAACCUAGAUGAUGGAAGAGUAAAAAUAACUUGGAAAGGAUGCUAA
Molecule: messenger RNA, 596 nt
Organism: Dentiscutata heterogama
Lineage: Eukaryota; Fungi; Glomeromycota; Glomeromycetes; Diversisporales; Gigasporaceae
Source: the annotation of a GenBank genome assembly